AUGGACAAUGAUGAGAAGAUGAAGGAGGACGUGAUUGAAACUAUGGCCACUGUCGCUCAAGGGAUCAUACUUCUUCCGGUCCUUCAACUCAAACACCUUCAAGGGCUCUUUCGUAAGAGCCAGAUCCGAAAAGCCCUGCGAACUAUGCCUAAGGAUCCUUUCAGCUGGAUAUCUCACGCACAAAGGCCGCUCCUCAUCGACGAACUCAGGAAUGCUCUAGCGGUGGAUUUUGGCGAAACCGAAGGCUAUGAGAGAGUGCGACAGGUCGACAUGGAUAACCUUGUCCGCCCACAACUGUUGGUUGAUCUUUGUGCAGGACUCAUAACUAUCGAACCGGAAAGUCAGGUUGUACGACUCGUCCAUUUCACGACACAGGAGUAUUUCAACAAGAAUAGUGACUUACACUUUCCAGACCUUCCUGCAAUCUACGCGAGCGAGAAUUUUUUCGAUGGUGUAACCUUUUUGGGACACGACCCGACUGAUUUGGUCCAUUGCACUCUGCAGCAUCCCAAGGAUUGGAUGUAUCCAUCAAGGCACUUCUAG
Molecule: messenger RNA, 543 nt
Organism: Exophiala aquamarina CBS 119918
Lineage: Eukaryota; Fungi; Ascomycota; Eurotiomycetes; Chaetothyriales; Herpotrichiellaceae
Exons: 3
Coding region: 1-543 (180 amino acids)
Source: RefSeq, a predicted model, not a curated record